GUGUAAUACAACAAAAACAGUACAGUGGUGUAGGUUAUAUUUCCACCACCACUUCAGUUCAGCUCAAUCUUAACUAGGCGUAACAGGGUCCAUUCAUCAAGUAAGCUUUGGUCCAUUCAGUAGUGGUGUAGGUUAUAUUUCCUGCUGUGUAAGUUUGGUUGCUGAUGGUGAACAAUUUGUGUUCACUGGGCAAGUUUUAGGGUCCUUACCCUUUCAAAAAAAAAAAAAAAAAUUGUCUUAUUGAGUUUUUUUUUUUUUCUUUUUAAAUAAUAUUAUUGUGUGAAUCUUUGUUUGUGGGGAUAAGAUCAGAUGAGGAGAAAGAGGAAGGCACGCAGAUUUUAAAGAGAGGUUGUGAAGGGAGGGUGGGCCCGGUCAAAAGAAACUAGCCCGAGUACAAUGGAAGUGGGGCCCUCACCACCAGUCAAUGACAAACACCUGCCGUCCGAUCUUGACCGUUAGUCGGUUAAUGACACUCUUAUCAGCUUCCCUCGGCCCCUCCAUCACCUUUGAUCUGCGCGAGUAAAGUAAUGUUCGUUUGGGCCCCACAUAAACUUAAACCCUACAAAACAAAAAAUAAGAAAGUUCAUUGGGACCCACCAUAAAAAUAUCAAAAAAUUAAGGGGAAUACAAAAACAGAAGAAGAGGAAAGCACACAAACACGAAUCACACGUCACAAGCUUCGUGGGGUUGCCGGUGGGGGCAAUCCAAACAGAAAUAGCAAAAAAAAAUAAUAAAAAAUAAAAGAAAAACAAUUUAAAGAGAGAAAAAACAAUUUCUCUGCGGAAGAGGAGAGAGAAAAUAAGAUUAGAACCUAACAACCACCACAACAAAACAAGGCAGAGAUUGAGAGAGAGAGACAGACAGAGGGAAAGGAGAAAGGAUGUUCUGAGAGAGACCAAAGAUGGUUGAAGAGAGGGUUCUCUGAGAUCAUCCUGGAAAGGGGAAGUAAUAGAAAAAUAAAUUAAGUUUUUUUUUUCUUUGCUACCCUUUUUGAGUCUCAAUCGUCCUUCCCACACAUCACCCCCACAAAAACAAUAUCAUUCUUGUCGUCAAUACCAAUCUACCCACCCCUCACCAAUAACAGAGUUACCAUUGCAUUGCAUUGUUACCCAACGACAACAAAAGCUAUAGCGGAAGCAGCUCGUAAAGUUUUUAUUCUUCUGCACUUUGCCACGUUUACAUGCUCCAUAUUGAUUUGUGGAGAUAACAGGAGGAAAAUAGCUUGCUAAGGCGGGGUAUAUGCACAUUUCCACAAAAAAGGGUGUAGAGAGACAAUUAAGAACUGCAAAAAUGAGAGACCCAGAUGCGGCCAUUACCGAAUACGAUUAUUGUGCAUUUGUUUCUAAUGUAGUUGAUGCGUAGUUGUUUGUUGUUGUUGUUGUUUUUUGAUUGAGUUAAAAGGGUAGUUUUGUAUAGGAAAACCUGGCGAUUUUGUAUAGCGUCCUGGCUAUUGGAAGACAUUAUCGCUACCUCCACCACUGCGAAAUUUGGUUAAUCAAGCAAUGGGGGGUAGUUGGAACCCAAUAGUAUUCCAGUUCCAUUGUUUCUUGUUCCUGAUUCUCGGUCUCGAGAUUCAAGGGUCUAGGGCGCUUAAUGAUGAAGGAUUGGUAUUAUUGGAAUUCCGGGCGAGAGUAACUUCAGAUCCUUCUAAUGCCCUUGCAAAUUGGGAUCCUAACGACGGCAAUCCAUGUUCAUGGCUGGGUGUUUCUUGUGUUGACGGUAAAGUGCAAAUGCUGGACUUAGAUGGGCUUUCUUUGGAAGGGACCUUGACACCUGAGCUGGGCAAACUUAGCCAUCUAAGAUCUCUUGUGCUUUGCAGAAACAAUUUCUCUGGUGGCAUCCCUAAAGAGUUGGGAGGGCUUACAAAGCUGGAGCUAUUGGACUUGAGGGAGAAUAACCUGAGUGGAUUGAUUCCGACAGAAAUAGGUGGAAUGCUGUCACUAAAACGCUUGUUGCUUUGUGACAAUAAAUUUGAAGGUAGCAUUCCGAUGGAGAUCCGAAGGCUCAGUUUGCUCUCUGAAUUGCAGUUGGACAAGAACCCUACAUCUGCUAUGGAGACUGAAGUCAGCUGUUUAAAUAGGAAGUUUGGACACUGCAUCUGGCAGAGCAGUUUGACGCAACUGAAUAAGGCGGAUUCAUUAAUAAUGCCCAUAAAAGGAGCUGUUCUACGUUUUCUUGGUGCCUUGCAGCUGUCCAAUAUUGGGAAGGAUUCCCUGCUUGCAGGUCAAGAUGGUUGCUAUGAUGAGCUAGCUGGAUCAUCUGAUUCACACAAUAUCAACAAAGGAGAGAACAUUGUCAAUUUUGCGCGUCGUAGACUACUUGAACAGUCCAGUAACCUUGCUGCUGCUCCUGCUAUUGGUGGGUCUUUCACUGGGCAGAUUAUUGCCCUUCCAACUCGAAGCAGCGGAGCUUUCCCAGCUGUACCAAAUGGGAAUAAGAAACAGUCUCCUCCACCUUCAUCGCUGCCUUCACCUGUUGAUCCUUCUUUGCAAGGGACAACACAAUCUUCCAAAACCCCCAUUGACGAUCAACAAUCCAGUAGAAGUGUCUGGAGUUAUUUCUAUAUCAUUCCAAUUGUGGCUGUAUUGAUCAUUAUUAGUGCAGCCUUGUUUUUCAUGUGCCGUAAAAAAGGAGUGAGAACCAUAGGUCCUUGGAAGACCGGAUUGAGUGGACAGUUGCAGAAAGCCUUUAUAACAGGGGUUCCCAAGCUGAAUGCACCGGAGCUGGAAACUGCCUGUGAGGAUUUCAGCAAUAUAAUUGACACCAUUGAUGGUUGCACUGUGUACAAGGGAACAUUGUCCAGUGGAGUUGAGAUCGCUGUUGCUUCAACUGCUGCUAUGUCUUCCAAAGACUGGUCAAAGACUGCAGAAAUUGCCUUCCGCAAAAAGAUCGACACGCUGUCACGAAUCAACCAUAAAAACUUUGUCAAUCUCAUUGGUUAUUGUGAGGAGAAUGACCCUUUCAAUAGGAUGAUGGUGUUUGAAUAUGCUCCAAAUGGAACCCUUUUCGAGCAUCUCCAUGUUAAGGAAAUGGAACAUCUUGACUGGAGUGCAAGGAUAAGGGCUAUUAUGGGAACAGCUUACUGUCUACAAUAUAUGCACCAUGAUCUGAAUCCUCCUGUUGCACAUUCCAACUUGAGUUCAACUUCUAUCUAUUUAACAGAUGAUUAUGCUUCCAAAAUAGCUGAGAUCAGUUUCUUGCCUAGAGUUGCACCCAAGACGAAGAAUUCAGACGACGAUGAUUUGGAACAUUCUGUAUUGCCACCUCUUGCUGAUCCAGAGACAAACGUCUACAGUUUUGGGAUAUUGUUGCUCGAAAUCAUAUCAGGAAAACUCCCAUACUCGGAAGAACAAGGUCCUCUAGAGAAAUGGGCUGCUGAGUAUCUGAACGACAAGAAGAGCAUAAGCUACAUGAUUGAUCCAACCCUCAAGUCAUUCAAAAACAAUGAACUUGAUGUCAUCUGUGAAGUUAUCCAAGACUGCAUAAAUCCUGAUCCAAGGCAGAGACCAACAAUGAGGGAUGUGAUUCCCAAACUGAGAGAAGUUAUUGCCAUUUCACCUGAUCAAGCUGUACCAAGACUUUCUCCUCUCUGGUGGGCUGAACUCGAAAUCUUGUCUGUGGAGGCAACUUAAAAUGGAUAAUCUGACACUCUUCUUUGAUUUGUAAGUCCAAAUGCUGAGGAUUACUUUUCAAUCAUGCUUCCCUCAACAUAUACUAAUCCUAUCAGUACCCAGGCUUUCAUGUAUCUGAUUUUCUUUUUGUCUCAUUGCUUGUUAUUUGUCCUAUGAUUCAUUGAGUUGGAAUUUUUCCCCAAUUUCUUCUA
Molecule: messenger RNA, 3823 nt
Organism: Tripterygium wilfordii
Lineage: Eukaryota; Viridiplantae; Streptophyta; Magnoliopsida; Celastrales; Celastraceae
Product: protein MALE DISCOVERER 2-like
Exons: 14
Coding region: 1503-3632 (709 amino acids)
Biological process (GO): protein phosphorylation
Molecular function (GO): protein binding; ATP binding; protein kinase activity
Source: RefSeq, a predicted model, not a curated record